UCUGGUUUAUAUAUCGUAUAACACAGGGUCUGGUUUAUAUAUCGUAUAACACAGGGUCCGGUUUAUAUAUUUACAUAUUGAUUAUUUAUUAAUUACCUAUGAUUUAGUGGAAAUCUUGUGUCUUGAAAAAGAAUAGAUUAGAUGAAAUAGUUUAGAUGAAAUGUCAUAAAGCAAUAACAAUAAAUUAUAAAUUGAUCUUUAAGCAAAAACUGUCUGGACUAACAAGAACCAGGUGUGCCUGUUAAGUUAUCUUCACCAUUUUGGUUUAGUUGCUUGAUCUUUUACCCUUGCUUGCUUUUGCUUGGCUUACUUCAUCUCCCUUUUCAUGAUCUUGUUUUUACAGGAACUAUUUUUUCACUAACAGGUAUGGGAGCGAACGCCCCACUGAGGCACGUCCCCACGGAUUACGACCUGCCUCCAUUACCUGCACCAAGGAAGCCCCCAGAAAAUAACCGGAAGUUAGAGAGUGGUGCUAGUACCCGCAGUGAUAUACCACUUCCUGUACGUAAUCGUGAUAAGGCCAACGAAAUCUCGGACAAUGUAAAUGAGAACAGUGUUGACGAGGUGCGUGUGGAUGUUCUCAUAGCUAAAGGUUACGACAGACUACAAGUAGUGGACGCUCUACGUGUGGCCAGAAAUAACAUUCAGAUGGCCGAGGAAAUUCUCAAAACAUUUGUGAGAAACGUCAGCACGGAGAUGUAGGCUCAUGAAUAGUGAUCACCUACACAGAGGAUACUUCUCUUCAAUUGAUUUUGGGGAAGUUGAAUAUUAAUUUAAUUCCUCAUUUUAGUUUUUGAAUUUUUAUGUUAACCUAUGCUCUUCCACUUUUUCAUAAUGGACUUUUCCAGGUACUUAGAUGGUUGUUUCAAUACGUUAGGGUGAGGUUAACGCUGAAAUUUUAAUGGACAAUAUUGUCUGACAUCUUAGUUUAGGUCUUCAAUCAUUUGACUAAUAGUGACAUCAUAGUAAUACUUUGUACUUAGAUAAUUAACACCUCACGAAGUCACUCUAGUGGUAGUCAUCAGUACUUGGUCAACUAGAACGGAGUCGUAUGACCAGCUUCACCAGGUCACCAGGUCACCAGGUCACUGAAAUGUACCAAAAGUUUGAGAAAAGAGUUUUCAAUAUUGUCCAUCAUAGUGAGAAACAUUGUGUGACAGUGAUGUUUAUGUCAUCGUCAGGACUUGGUAGAUUGUCGUCCUACAGUGUAUUGAACCAGGAUUUGGUAGAUUGUCCUACAGUGUAUUGAACCAGGACUUGGUAGAUUGUCCUACAAUGUAUUACCACAUUUGAUCAAUUGUUCACAAUAUAUUGAACCAGGAUUUGGUAGAUUGUCCUACAAUGUAUUGAACCAGGAUUUGGUAGAUUGUCCUUCAAUGUAUUGAACCAGGAUUUGAUCAAUUGUUCACAAUAUAUUGAACCAGGAUUUGGUAGAUUGUCAUCCUACAAUGUAUUGAACCAGGAUUUGGUAGAUUGUCCUACAAUGUAUUGAACCAGGAUUUGGUAGAUUGUCGUCCUACAAUGUAUUGAACCAGGAUUUGGUAGAUUGUCCUACAAUGUAUUAAACCAGGAUUUGGUAGAUUGUCCUACAAUGUAUUGAACCAGGAUUUGGUAGAUUGUCGUCCUACAAUGUAUUGAACCAGGAUUUGGUAGAUUGUCAUCCUACAAUUUAUUGAACCAGGACUUGGUAGAUUGUCCUACAGUGUAUUGAACCAGGAUUUGGUAGAUUGUCAUCCUACAAUAUAUUGAACCAGGAUUUGGUAGAUUGUCAUCGUACAAUGUAAAGAACCAGGAUUUAAUAGAUUGUCCUACAAUAUAUUGACCCAGGAUUUGGUAGAUUGUCAUCGUACAAUGUAUUGAACCAGGAUUUGUUAGAUUGUCCUACAAUGUAUAGAACCAGGAUUUGGUAGAUUGUCCUACAAUGUAUAGAACCAGGAUUUGGUAGAUUGUCCUACA
Molecule: messenger RNA, 1956 nt
Organism: Mizuhopecten yessoensis (Yesso scallop)
Lineage: Eukaryota; Metazoa; Mollusca; Bivalvia; Pectinida; Pectinidae
Exons: 2
Coding region: 367-702 (111 amino acids)
Molecular function (GO): protein binding
Source: RefSeq, a predicted model, not a curated record